CACGUAGAGUGAAGUAUUGUAAACUCUUUAUUUCUUUAUGUUGCAAGCAUAUGUCAGGGAUUUUUGCAGAAAUAGCACCAUUUAAAAAAAUUACAAAAAUAGCACCCAGCCCACACAAAUUCCAAAAGUAGCACCUUUUUUUCAAAAUCGCACCUUGGCCGUGCGGUUUACACAUAAACCGCAACCUGAGGGUGUGGUUUGAGUUUCAGAGACUAAGUCGUAUCUUGGCCAAGCAGUUUUCAUUCUUAGGCUGACCUAGCAAAAACGCCUGCUGAGGAUGCGGUUUUGUUUCUCUAACACAAACCGCAUCCUCAGAGUGUGGUUUUCAUUUACCGACACACAAACCGCACCCCCCCCCCCCCGGCGGUUUGUGUGUCGUCCCCAUUUUUCAGACAUCCAUCAUGUUGGACAUGCAGGUUGACAGACGUGGGGCUGCAUGGCAGAUGAAAACCGCACCCUCCCCCUGCGGUUUUCAGUGAUGAUUUAGCCUAUAAUAGGCAACCCUGGGAAACCUCUUCUCUUCACACCUCUCCUUCUUCUUCUUCUUCUUCUUCUUCUUCUUCUUCAAUUUUCUAUUGUAGCACCCUAGUUUUUAUUGUUUUUGCGAUUAACGUUAACUCGUAAGUUUAUUUUGUAUUACUUUUUAUUGUGAUUUAUGAUUUUUACGAUUUUAACUGAAUUACAGUUUUAUUGCAGAUGGCAUUCCAAAAGUCCACGCUUGGGUUACGCUGGAAUGGUUACACGGAAGAGACCGGAAAGGGGGUCACCUACGUCGGUGGCAAUUUUCAGAAAAUAAAGGUCGCUACCAGACCGAUGGUUGAAGACCUCCAUCAAAUGUGUACUAACGUUACUUGCAUGGAUGGCACGAGAAGAGUUGAUGGUAUGGUAUACCGAUAUCCAAACAGAGAAAGCGGGUCGUUGUGGCAUGAGGAAUAUCUCAUAACCACUCAGGAUGAAGUAGAUUCCAUGCUCGAAUUCUUGAGGUCCAAUAAAAUCUUUCCAAAGCCUAGAUGUUCGUUUACACCGAGGCGGUCGAAGGCAUUGGGGUCAUUCUGGAGACGGGCAAACAUCUGGUAUCCAUGGUGGAGGUGAAUUAUAUGGAGAUCAUCCUUACCAAAGUUACCAUGAUCCUCAUUCCUACUUUCAGUACCAAGAGCAAGGUGAAGGUCAUCAUCAAUCUUUCCCAUCAUAUGAAGAAGAAGUCCAACGGGGCCAUGCCAACCAACCCGAGUACAGCUUCCAUUCAGGUGGCGGUAGUUUUCACAACUACCAUUAUGGAGCUGAUGAAGGUGCAUUUCAUGAUCUGGAUCAUAUGGAAGAUACCCUGCCAGCACCAGUUAGUGACCCCUGUGAUGAAGAAGAAGGGAGCAAUGUUAGUGCAGACAGCUCUGACCCUCUUGAAGGUGCUGAUGAUUCAGGAGGCCCAAAGUCAGACUCAGAUGAUGAUGAGGUGUCUCGUGACCAUGUACCUAUACCGUACUACACUCACAUUCUGGACGACAAUUGGUGUGUCGACAGCAACAUGGGGCCGCCAGAGGUCCCAAUAUGGGGUCCACUCAUUGGUGAGUACGUACUACUUGAUAUUCAUCAUAAUAAAUUCCCUCUUCUUGGAACCACUCGUCCAUUUUUUCGCAAAAGUCGGACAGAGAUUCGGCGAGUUUUGAAGGAAAAGCCAAAGAAAUAUUUUCUGAUGGCAGAUCGGACUUAGCCGCAACCAACAGACUACUAUUUCCUAGGCUUUUGGGAAGGGAGGGGGAUGGAUAGAGAGAUAAUUUAUAGAGAGAAGAAUGGGUUGUGGUGUGAAAAAAUGAGGAGGCGGAGGGGGGUAUUUAUAAUUUUCAGACCGCACCCUCCAAGGGCGGUUUUUUAAUUUUUCCCUUUCCAAAACCGCACCUGGAGGGAGAGGUUCACGGCGUCCGAGGCGCAAACCGUUCGCCAGGCGUGCGGUCUUCGAUCGCUGACGCGGAUCGCUGCGCUGGCGUGCAAUUUGCCGUUGGAUCGUCAUCUAAUCCAACGGUGCUGGGGACCGCCACCUUGGGAACAUGGACCACACUGUGACAAUGCGGUUUUGGGGCUGCCCUAGCGGGGACCGCACCCUUGUUGUGCGGUUUGCACAUAAAACGCACCUUGAAGGUGUGGUUUUGAAAGAAGGGUGCUAUAUUUGGAAUUUGUGUGGGCUGGGUGCUAUUUUGUAUUUUUUUUUUUAAAGGUGCUAAUAUUGGAAAAAUCCACAUAUGUCAGCAUGGAAACCCCUUUGGUUUAAACAAUGAACAAUCACAUUUUAGAUGUUGAUUGACCUUACUAAAUGUUAACCUCAUUAGCUGAUUGAGUGCAUGCAGUUCUUAAGGAUGAAUAUCUUUGUCUCGUAUGCUUACUAAACUUACUCAACUAACACAUAAGAAGCUUCUUUCACAAGCUCGAUCUUGAAGAUAGCAAAUGUACGAUGGAUGUAGAUACUUUUAGUUGGCAUUUUGGCUAUUCAAAGGGCAUCCUUCAAAACCAACCUCGUGUAUCUAGAAUAAUAGUUAUCUUCCACCUCCUUGUAUCACCUCCGUCCCUCCAGUGCUUCAUCAAUCCUCUUAACAAAAUGUAGCACACUGUAUUGGCUACUUGCGUACCCAUUUAUCCAAUGGUUGCAUGAACUGCAUCGAGAUUGGUUGCCUCUCACGUGAGAACCUCAUUUUCAAAAGAUUUGUUCUCUCUUUUCUUUCUUUUCCAAUACGCACAAAUUUGUAAAAGAUUCGAGUUCACGAAACAAAUAAUAGAGAAUCCCACACACAGGGGGUGGACCUAUGUUAUAGGGUGGUGUGUCAAUGGACACACCUCCAAAAAAUAUUCGAUAAAAAAAUAAGGUUCGUCGGUGCCAAAAUUCAAACACAAGACCUCCUGACAUAGCUUUAUAGUGGACUCAUAAGCAUUCCAUUUGACUACAAACAUAGUAUUAUUAUAACAUUGCUAAACAACUUAUUGUAUACGGAAAUUUUAUUAAUUUGUAAACAAUUUCUUUAUACGGAAAGUUUAUUAAAUCUCCACCCAAUCCAAUUUUGAUUGGAAUAGAACUAAUUUACUUAU
Messenger RNA from Linum trigynum, 3072 nucleotides. The record is from the annotation of a GenBank genome assembly. Lineage: Eukaryota; Viridiplantae; Streptophyta; Magnoliopsida; Malpighiales; Linaceae.